Molecule: messenger RNA, 8640 nt
Organism: Egretta garzetta (little egret)
Lineage: Eukaryota; Metazoa; Chordata; Aves; Pelecaniformes; Ardeidae
Gene: MIB1
Product: mindbomb E3 ubiquitin protein ligase 1
Exons: 21
Coding region: 52-2796 (914 amino acids)
Biological process (GO): protein ubiquitination
Cellular component (GO): cytoplasm
Molecular function (GO): ubiquitin-protein transferase activity; zinc ion binding; protein binding
Source: RefSeq, a predicted model, not a curated record
CCCCUCCGCACCCUCGACAGCGCGCCCACAGGUAUCAAGCAUGAUGGGACUAUGUGUGAUACUUGUCGACAGCAACCCAUCAUUGGCAUCCGAUGGAAAUGUGCUGAAUGCACAAAUUACGACUUGUGCACAGUUUGCUAUCAUGGGGACAAACAUCACUUGAGGCAUCGUUUUUACAGAAUUACUACACCAGGAAGUGAAAGGGUAUUGUUGGAGUCUCGACGUAAAUCAAAGAAAAUUACAGCAAGAGGAAUCUUUGCAGGUGCCAGGGUGGUGCGAGGAGUUGAUUGGCAAUGGGAAGAUCAAGAUGGUGGCAACGGGCGUAGAGGAAAGGUAACUGAAAUCCAAGAUUGGAGUGCGUCAAGUCCACAUAGCGCAGCAUAUGUUCUUUGGGACAAUGGUGCUAAAAACCUUUAUAGAGUUGGCUUUGAGGGCAUGUCUGACCUGAAAUGUGUCCAAGAUGCAAAAGGAGGCUCUUUCUACAGGGACCAUUGUCCUGUGUUAGGUGAACAAAAUGGUAACAGAAACCCUGGUGGGCUGCAAAUAGGUGACCUUGUAAACAUUGACCUUGAUUUGGAAAUUGUACAGUCUUUGCAGCAUGGUCAUGGAGGAUGGACUGAUGGCAUGUUUGAAACUUUAACAACAACUGGAACAGUUUGUGGCAUUGAUGAGGAUCAUGACAUUGUAGUACAAUAUCCGAGUGGCAACAGGUGGACGUUUAAUCCAGCUGUUCUCACCAAAGCCAAUGUUGUUCGAAGCGGAGAUGCUGCUCAGGGUGCAGAAGGAGGUACCUCUCAAUUUCAAGUGGGUGACCUUGUUCAAGUAUGUUAUGACUUAGAGCGAAUCAAGCUUCUUCAGAGAGGUCACGGAGAGUGGGCUGAAGCAAUGCUUCCAACUUUAGGUAAAGUUGGUCGGGUCCAGCAGAUCUAUUCAGACAGCGACUUAAAGGUAGAGGUUUGUGGGACAUCUUGGACAUAUAAUCCAGCAGCUGUCUCGAAGGUGGCAUCAGCAGGAUCUGCUAUAAGUAAUGCAUCUGGUGAGAGAUUGUCCCAGCUAUUGAAGAAAUUAUUUGAAACCCAAGAAUCUGGAGAUCUCAAUGAAGAAUUGGUUAAAGCUGCUGCCAAUGGAGAUGUUGCUAAAGUGGAAGACCUGCUAAAGAGGCCAGAUGUAGAUGUGAAUGGACAAUGUGCUGGACACACAGCUAUGCAAGCUGCUAGUCAGAAUGGUCAUGUCGACAUUUUGAAGUUGCUUCUGAAACAGAAUGUGGAUGUAGAAGCAGAGGACAAAGAUGGAGAUAGGGCCGUCCAUCAUGCAGCUUUCGGUGAUGAGGGUGCUGUGAUAGAGGUUUUGCACCGAGGCAGUGCAGAUUUGAAUGCUCGCAACAAACGCAGGCAGACUCCACUUCAUAUUGCUGUCAACAAAGGUCAUCUGCAAGUUGUGAAGACUUUACUGGACUUUGGCUGCCAUCCUAGUCUUCAGGAUUCUGAAGGUGACACUCCACUUCAUGAUGCAAUAAGUAAAAAGCGUGAUGACAUCCUUGCUGUAUUGUUAGAAGCUGGAGCAGAUGUUACUAUCACCAACAACAAUGGGUUUAAUGCUCUUCACCACGCUGCACUAAGAGGAAACCCUAGUGCAAUGCGUGUAUUGUUGUCCAAGUUACCACGACCAUGGAUUGUUGACGAGAAAAAAGAUGAUGGUUACACUGCCUUGCAUCUGGCAGCUCUCAAUAAUCAUGUGGAAGUGGCUGAACUUCUGGUGCAUCAGGGCAAUGCUAACCUGGAUAUCCAGAAUGUUAACCAGCAAACUGCUUUGCACCUUGCCGUUGAACGACAGCAUACACAAAUUGUUAGGCUCUUAGUCCGUGCAGGUGCUAAGCUGGAUAUUCAGGAUAAAGAUGGGGAUACUCCCCUGCAUGAAGCCCUGAGACACCACACCCUGUCACAGCUCCGCCAACUCCAAGACAUGCAAGAUGUGGGCAAGGUAGAUACUGCUUGGGAGCCAUCAAAGAACACAUUAAUAAUGGGACUUGGCACUCAGGGAGCAGAGAAGAAGAGUGCAGCAUCUAUUGCCUGCUUCCUGGCAGCCAACGGAGCUGACCUCAGCAUUCGUAAUAAGAAGGGUCAGUCUCCUCUCGACCUCUGCCCUGAUCCUAGUCUCUGCAAAGCAUUGGCUAAAUGUCACAAAGAGAAAGUCAGUGGUCAGGUUGGUUCCCGAAGUCCGUCUAUGAUCAACAAUGAUUCUGAAACGUUAGAGGAAUGUAUGGUGUGUUCAGACAUGAAGAGAGAUACCCUGUUUGGCCCAUGUGGACACAUUGCCACGUGUUCUCUGUGCUCACCACGGGUGAAAAAAUGCCUCAUCUGUAAAGAACAAGUUCAGUCUAGGACAAAGAUUGAAGAAUGUGUAGUAUGUUCAGACAAAAAGGCAGCGGUGCUUUUCCAGCCUUGUGGUCACAUGUGUGCCUGUGAGAACUGUGCAAGCUUGAUGAAGAAAUGUGUACAGUGUCGGGCAGUGGUUGAGCGAAGAGUGCCUUUCAUAAUGUGCUGCGGAGGGAAAGCAAGUGGAAACAUUCCAGUUUUGCAGAAAGACAAAGACAACACCAAUGUCAAUGCAGAUGUACAGAAGCUGCAGCAACAGUUACAAGACAUCAAGGAACAGACUAUGUGUCCUGUCUGUUUGGACCGUCUGAAGAACAUGAUCUUUCUCUGUGGCCAUGGAACAUGUCAACUUUGUGGAGACCGAAUGAGUGAAUGCCCUAUAUGCCGCAAGGCAAUUGAACGAAGGAUCCUUUUGUAUUAAGUAGCAGAACCAGUGUCUUUUUAUUAGCUUAUGAAAUAGCAAGGAGAUUUUGAUGACUUAAAUCUCCAUAAGUUUGAAAGGCAGUAAAGGGUUCUAAUGAAAACAUUUCUAAUUCUGUAGCACAGGUUCAUUACAUGGUAAUUGUUUAAAGACUGUGAACACACCAAAUGAGAGAACAGUAUUUGAACAGUCAGCUUUUAGCUUUACUCUUAAAAACCAUCUAAGCCUGAAGCUAAUUUAAAGCAGUCUUUUUUUCAUUUUCUUUGUUGUCUUCUUCCCCUUAAAAUUUAAAGGGACAAUCUUACGUUGGUUUUGUUCAUGUUUUUUAAUGUAUGUAUCAGGUGUCAAGUGAUGUAAGGGGUUUUUUUUUUAUAUUGUCAGUUAAUAUAAAAUAUAAAUAAUUAGAAUUUUUUUAUGCUUUUCUGAAGAAUGUCAUUUCCCGUGACAGUUACAAUUCACAAUAAUUUCUGUCUUGAAAUAUACAAUAAUGCAAAAUCAAUACAAAAUGUGUACACGUAGUAAUAAAUAUACUAUUCCCAUAAGAUCAGGCCUCAAAAUACAAUGUUAAGGUGAUUCUAACUUCAUCAUUUCUGACUUCAUCAGCUUUGUUUCUGAGGAUGGGUUGGGAAGGAAACAGUAAAAAGAAAAAUCUUGCUUAGAUGUGUGAUAUUCCUAAAACUGCACUUUAGUCUAACAGGUUCAAGCUAACUUAAAUAGUGAACUUCUUAAUUCUGCUGGCCACAUAAUUUUGUAUGAAAUUGCUUUUAACUUGACUGGAAGGGAAAGCAUUCAAGCAAUGGGUCAGUUAUCCACUUCAGAUGAGUGAAUUUGAUCAGUUGUAGAGGAAUCUUGCAAUUAUAUAUAUAUGCAUAUAUAUAUAUAUGGGGCCAUUUAAAAUUUCUGGGUCUAUGAAUUAGGAAAAACUAGAGAUUUUGCAAGAUUUCCUCUCUUAAAUUAGUUUUAUUGUCUCCAGACAAACAGUGUCAACAGCAAAAGAGCAGAUGUAAUAUUGCUUAUUCAUCUAAGUUGGGUGUUAACACCAGAACUUAUCUGUGAACAUUACUGGGUAAUACUGCAAAUCAAGAUAUUGUUGACAGAGCAGUGAAUUUUGUGAGCCAUGCCUAAGUGAGUUGAAGUUGGCUGAAGGAGUUAGCUGUCACUGGUGUGACAGAUGUGUUCCUGACCCUAAAAAUGCUACUGUCAGGAACUGCAAACUAAUAUUUUGAUAACAAGUACAUCCUUCCAUCAUCUUGGAUGGAAGAAAGUAUGCUGAUUUAAGGAUCUCUUGUAGCUGAAAGGAGUGCAUGCUUACUCUUAAGUGAUUUGGCAGUUUUCUGAGUGCUUAGUUUAUGUAGCCCUUUGCCAUUGUGCAGACUUCAUCUGGAUGUGCUCUUGCAGAACCAUAAAGAAAUCCAUGCUGGAGUCACUUAGGUGCCUUACUUGCAACUAAGAUCAAUUUCUCAUUUGAUUCUCAUUGCAUAUGUCAAAAAUCUGGAAAAAGGUAUAGUUCAGGGCAAGAUCCAAGUAAGGAUAAAGGCAUAAAACCGUGAUCUCUUCAGAUAAAUCAAUCUCCGUCUUUUGAAGCUUGUGUUGAUAGGCUAGAAUUGUGCAAACAUUGGCAAAAGUCUUGGAAGAACGUUACUAGUAAACUGGAUAGGUGAACUUUUAACCAGUAAGGUUUAAACACUGGAUAGAGUUUUGCAGGAAACAACUACAAUGAUAUAUCAGAAAAAUGUAUGUAGAGCGGCUUGUAACAUAGCAAGGUGAUGUAAUACACAGCCUUUCUACAGCCAUCUUUAAUCCUGAUCCAGAAUUGCAAAUGUUCAUCAUUCUUUCCAGUAAUUUUUCACUGGACACAAUCUCAACCUAGAGUCAAUAUAGCAGCCUGUUUUAUUUUGUAUACUAAUAGUCAUCUGUUCUUGGAUAAUCUGUGUAUCUGUCUUCUUGGCCAAAUGAAAUAGCCCUCCCUUUUCUUGCUUCUUGGGUCCCUAUUCUAAAAUACCAAAAUUUCAAGGAACCUUGGAAAGUUUUUGACAGAAAGCGUUUUUUAAUUCGGCAUUUCACUAUCUCCACUUAAGGUCUGAGUACACAUGAGUGUUCACUGCAAUUUUCAUUUGGCCAAUAUGCAUGUCACUAGGUCUGAUUUUUUUUGUACCAUGUUAGACAGCUGAACUUUCUAUAGUAGGCUUCAGUUUCCUGUCAGUCUUCCUCUAAAAAUAAUUUUAUAAUAGGAUGUGCCAUUUGACAAUUCAUUCUGAGUUUUAGCCUGUAAUGCAUCAGAUCUGUACCUUGGUUUCAUCGGCUCUGGUAGACAUAUUUUGAAUAUUAUCCUAUUUAUUCUUCACGGGGACCUCUAUAAACUUGUCAGCACAAAGGCAGGGUGGAUUUCUUCUUGAUAAUGCAGGUCAAAACUGAAACCUCAGUGUAGCAGUUGGCAUUCUCCUAAUUCUUUUUUGCUGGAACAAGCCAGAAUUACUUGAAAGUAUUCCAGCUUAGCAUCAAUUGAAUAAUUCAGCCAAGUAAGAACUGAUCUAAAGCAUCCUGGGUGGGGAAACUGGAGUUGAAUGUUAAAUAUUCCUUGUCUGCAGGAGACACAUAUUGCAGCAUAGAUAAGUGCGUGCUCUGUUAGGCUUGUACUUUUCAACAGGGAACCUGUAAGUUACUUUAUAACACUCUUAAUACUUGGAUCCCAUCACAGUCCUAUGGAAAUAGAGACAAUGACUGAAGGUAUUGCUAUAGGAGCUGCUCUAGUCUUCCAUACUUCAGUCAUAUCAGAUACAUGUGACUGCGUAUAAGUUUCUGAUUGGACUUGUUCAGCAAUGUUGUGUGCCAGCUGCAAUUAAAGUAUGUCAACUUGAUGCUAUUAUGGUGCCAUGAGAAACAGCUGAAUAAAAAGUGAAAAUGUGAGAAAAAUCAGGAAGGCAUUUAUCUCUAAUAUACUGUAAAAUCAUAAAAUGUUAAGAGUUGCAACCUUUGUUUAUUAUGAUUAUCCCCCAGUAUUUAAUAGCAGUUUAGAUAUUCAGUUGAAUGAAAUAUCUCUGUUUGUUUCUUGAAAACGUCAAGAAGGCACCUAAUAAUAUGUUGUACAGGUGUGAGGUAUGCUCAGAUGUUUAACUAAAAUACUUUUUGGUGGUUUUUUUUUUCAUUUAGUAAAACAUAUGAAGGGUCACAUCAGUACACAGUGAUUUAAAGUGUAAAGACAACUCAAGAGGCUAACUGAAUAUGCUAAAUAACGGUAGCUCGUUAACUUCUGUGUAACUAUGCUUGACUUUUUUUUCCUCAAACCUGCUAUCACUUACUAUACCCCAAGCUCAUAUGGCACUUCCUGAAAACUUGGCCUAUUAUUACCUACUCUCCAUUUGUUGAAAUACUGUGUACUUCUAUGUUGGGAUUUGGAGGAAUCCCUUUUUGCUGAAGUGGAUACUGAAAAUUACACUUACAAGAGAAUAAACAAGCUACUUUGUAAAUGUGAAAGACUGAUUAGGAGGUGGUGUUCUUAACUUGGACUGGGUGAGGAUAUAGCAGAUUUGCACAAGUACUUGUGCCUUGUUAGCAUAGUCUUACAAUUGGUAUUCUAGCUUCUUUUAAAGACGUGAAGUAGUCUUUUAAAAAUAAUCUAAGUACUUAUUGUGUAGAUAUUUUCUAGAGAUGAAGUUUUAUGUAUGCCUAAUUAUUUUUAGCAGUAUUAAUUGCAGUUUGCAUAAACACUAAAUUGUUUGAAGAAGCGGCCUUGAGCUAGUGGUCUAAGCUUCCUCCACAAAAUUAAAUGUUAGAAACCUAAUUUUACUCUUCCAGUAGCAGCUGGUGAACUGAAGAGCCUAUCCCAUUCUUUGUGCUGCGUGGGUCAAGUUUUCACUUUAAAAAACCCAACAACACUACAGCCUAACUUUUAGCAGUGCUACCUCCUUUCUGCCAAAGUACUGAAUUCUUCUCUAGUUGUUCUUUGUCUUUGGGAAGGGAUGGGGAACACAUCAGUUCUGUCUUGCUUCAUCAGUUUUGAUGUCUGAAUACGUUGUGAAGGUUUUUUACUGACUGUGUAAAUUACGUACAAUAGAAGUGUGUGAUUUGCCACAGUGUACAUUGCGUAUCAUUCUUGCAUAAGUUGCUGCAAUUCGUACUGUUGUCUUUUUAUGCAUUUGAUAACUUGUGUUGACAAAGCAAAACUGUUAUCUGCAGAGGUUUUAGUAUGUGCCAUUUUUAUAGCUAAGCCUGUGGUAAAUACAAAGUUCUGACUCAGGGCUUUUUAACAACUUAAACAUGUUCACAGUGUUCUUCAGCACAUCUUGGAGAAUAUUAAAGAUUUAAUGACUGUACAGUACCUUGAUAGAACUAUUGAAGGGGCAGCAGCCAUAGAGUCCUUACAGAAUGCAAGUAUCUUUCGAAUCCAGUUAAUGAGUUUAUGUUAAUGUGAUUGUAAUACCCCUGCCAUGGAUUUAUAGACUUGUAUAUACUUUCUGUAAAGGAAAAUUGGCAAAUUUAGGUAUUGUUAAGCUUUCUGAAAGAUAGUUUGAUUAUUGCAUCAGUCAUUGGGGUCUGAAGGGCAUAGUAUUCAAACUUACAGAAGCAGCAUUUGUGGCAAAGGCAGCUGAUAAAAUGUUCUGUAUAUGACAAUUCUAGCGUGAGGGGAGAGGCCAUUGUAUAAACAAACACCUAAAAAUACCUGUUUUACUCUGGCCCAGUAAGUCUUUUAUGAGAGAAAAAUAACCAGCAACAAAUCUGUAUGUUUGCAUGCCAUUUCAUAGUUACAAAAAAUUAACUCUCAUUUUGAGCUUCUAGGAAAUACUUUUUGUCCCAAGCUCAGUGUCUUUAUGAAUGCAAAAUAUUCUUACUAGAAAACAGAUUUUACUGAACCACAAGAACAUUUUUGCUUUUGUUAAAACCAACUUUGUAUCUUCAGUAAAAUUGUAGAUUUUGACAUGACUGUUUGUUGGGGAGAUUUAAGGUUGUCUGUGUGAAUGUAGUGGAUUUCUGUAUGCAGGUAGCAUUAUAUAAUUGCUUUCAUUAAAACUGCUUAGCAAGGUCUAAGCUUUUCAAAGGAAAUGCUAAUGUACUAUAUGGUUAAUAAAACUUAUUAUAUAAGCUGUAUACUGACUUUUUCAAAAGCUUUGAUUUAAAAGUGUAAUUGGACUGAAUUAAUACUGAUUUCUGUGCACACUUUAUUGGGAAGGGAGUGGUGGCUCGUUUGGCUUCCUCCUGAUUGUAAUGAUGUUAGAUGGCACCAUGGAAUUAGAAGACUGUACACCUGAACAAAUGUUUGGUAAAUCUGUUAGCCGCUGACACACAAUGUUUAAAAGCGCACCAGACUUUAUUGAGAAAGUUUGCAAUCCAGACUUCAAAAAAUUCUGGUUCUUUAUAAUGUGAGUUUGUAGCAACAUCAGAAAUCCUACGUGCCUUUUUGAAUCUCCCAGAUACUCAAAUACGGUUUAAGCAGCACAGUAGAACUAUGAAGGGCGGAUUAUGUUGUAACAAUGAAAAGGUUGAUUUAAAAUUUUUAUCUACGGCACAUGUGCAAAUUUUUCUGUAAAUAUGCAGUUCAUAAUGCUGAUUAGAGCUGCUGUUAAGUUUAUGUUAGACUCUGGGUUUACAUAUCAUUCAAUGGCCUUCACAGAUCUGGCUACGACCGCAGAUCCGUGAUCAUUUAAGAAUCUCCUGCCAGAUACAGUAACUCCCAUAUUCUGAGGCAAGUUGCAGCAUCAUGGUUUAUACUCUUAGGAUUCAAUUUAAUGGAUGCAUUCAACAAAAAUACAUAUGUAAUGAAAGGCAACAAAAGCAACCAGACUUUAAUGGCUUAGUGUUUUAAUUUAUCAUAGUGUUCCGGUUGAAAAAUGAAUUGACGGAAUAAAA